Molecule: messenger RNA, 978 nt
Organism: Ramularia collo-cygni
Lineage: Eukaryota; Fungi; Ascomycota; Dothideomycetes; Mycosphaerellales; Mycosphaerellaceae
Exons: 1
Coding region: 1-978 (325 amino acids)
Source: RefSeq, a predicted model, not a curated record
AUGGAGAGUUCGGCAACUAGACAAGCGACUGUGGUCUUCAGUAAUAUCCGGAGAGACCAAGGCGCGCCUGCAACUAUUCAGAGUGCUGUCUGCUUGCGGGAGGAGUGCUCCGUUUGUGUUAAAUGGGAUGAGGAGCAGGCGGCCUUGCGCAAAGCUCAGGAGGAAGAGUACAAUACGGAAGAGAGCGACGAAGAUUCAGAACUCAGCGAUCCAGAACCACAGACCAAGGAGAGGGACGACUCACCAGAAGGAUCGGGGUUGGAAUCAGAAGAUUCGGCGUCGGAAUCAGAAGACGAGGAGCCACCGACGAAGAAGGCGAGGACAAGCAGGGCGGCAGCGAAAAAGGCUGCUGUCAAGAAAACUGCAGUCCAGAAGAGCGCAGUGACGAAAAGUGCCGUCAAGCAAGCUGCAGCAAAGCAAGCCGCAGUAAAGACCCCCGCAGUGAAGAAAGCCGCAGCAAAGAAAGCCGCAACUGUUCCAGCAGUACCCUUAACAACAGGCCCACAAAACCCUCUAGGUCCAGGUCUCCGAAUGUGCCACACAGAUCAACUCCAAAUCACCGCGACCAACAUCGACUGGAUCGGUACCGCCRGCCUCCGGGCUCAGACCACUGAUCUCUACUAUAUCGCCGAAGACCACGCCAGCUAUCUAUAUGGCGGCCAAGUCUUCCAUGUCACUUUGCCAGAUGGUACGAUCGUGGAGGUCAUGGGUUGCGUCAGGGCCAGAUGUCAGAGUGAUAACAAAAGUGGAAUCGCCGCGGAUUUUGCGAAUAGUCCGCUUGCUGGACGACCUUUUGUUCAUAGGAGGGAUCUUACGGUUAUUAAUGGCUUGUCGACUUUUACGCCUGGGGCGUUGCAGGCUAUUGAGACUUUCAGGCCGGUUAUACAGAUGCAGAGUAGGCAGGUGAGAUUUGCGAUUGCUGGGAAGACUUUGCAGACUCGUGUUUGUGUUGCUGGAGGAUGCCGCAAAUGUGGCUAG